CCUCCCUGAGCGUGGUAUCUACAUGUUGUCAUUCAUGGGUGGAACCAUAGAUCCGUGUCUGAAAUCCCUGUUUGAGGCGCGUUUUAUUGUUCGUGCAUUUAAGGGAGAAUAAUCCAUAUCAAAUUUUAGACAUGUCGUACAUCCCGGGACAACCUGUCACUGCUGUCGUGCAACGGAUUGAGAUUCGUAAACUACGCGAUGGGGAUAAUUUAAUAUUGGGAUUUAGCAUCGGUGGAGGAAUUGAUCAAGAUCCAACUCAGAAUCCAUUCUCACAGGACAAAACAGAUAAGGGCAUUUAUGUGACACGGGUAUCAAAAGGAGGACCAGCAGAAGUUGCUGGUCUCAUGAUGGGAGAUAAAAUAAUGCAGAGGCUGCUCUCCUCCUUCUGUUUGUGUUUGUCAUAUAGUGUAUAUCCACUGGACCCAAAUGGAAUACAUGCAUGUUACUAGGCCUGUUACCUGUCUGCUUACUGUAUAUAGCGUUGCAAGGUUAUAACAGCUUCUGUGAUUAUUGAAGAAUUAUAAAUUUAUCAAAGAUAUCAUACAACAUCCAGCAUCAUUCAAAGAACAUUUUAAACUGAUUGUUUAGAUCGUCUUGUGUUUACCGUUUAACUCUCACCCAGAAUUUAUUUAUUUUUUUAACUUUCUGUACUUCAUUCAUUUGAUUGCACAUAAAUGAAAUGUUUCAUUAUGAUUAAUGUCAACAUGAAUAAAUACACAUGGGAGAUCUUGAUCUUAGCAAAUCAAAUGCAAAUCAUGCAUGAAUGACAAGAAGAUCAUUCUGAUUACUGAUGAUGAAACUCGACACCUGAAAAGUUUAUAUUCCAUCUUCCUUAAAUAAAAAAUUCUAUGCGGAGCAAUGGCAAGGUCUGAGAAUAACAUGAACUAAAUUUACAAAGUUUGUCGCAACCUCAUUGUGCUGACUGUUUUGAUAUGUCACAAGUCUGUUACAGUAACAUCGUGUUUCCACACAUUUUGGCGGUUAAUGUGCACAUGACUUCACCAAAACAGCAGCUCUCCACAUUGUGCUAAGCGAUUGAUAUGUCAGACAUCUGUGUUGUGGUAAUUUUUAAUUUUGCUUGUUUUAGAGGCUUAAGUGGCUUGAAAGCUUGUCGAGUUAUAAACCUCCAAAAUUUUGAAUAGGUUUCCAUGGAAAAAAGGCCAGUUCGAGUCAUGAAUCGGGAAUACUGUAAUCCGUUUGCUUAUAAAAGUAAUAACAUACUUGACAAACUUCACACCAGGAUCUACGACAUAUCCAAUUUUGGUGCAUGUUGCUUGAAAGCUCUAAAAGGAUUUACUCUUGAUAAAUAAUUGUCUAAAAAUUAUAAUAAUAAGCUUAUAAAGUUAACAGUAUGUUUUCAAGCCAACAUAACAUGACAAAUAAGUCAUUUUUAAAAAAAAAACAUAAAUACAUUGUGUGCGUACAUUUGCAAACAACAUAAAAUGUUGGAGUCCAAUGUGAAAAUGAAUCAGUUAAAAUAUCCUUUUUACAUAUUUUCUGCUUAUAAACCACAACUAAUACACAGACAGAGGUUAAGCAAAGACUGUCACCUGUACAUUUUGAAGCAUGUGUAUGAAGUAAAAGUAUGAAAUCUGCUUGUUUGACUAAUAUCCUUAACACACGCUUGUUUAGUUGUGUCCUGUCCUGUUUUAAUCACAAGAUUCUGUAGCGGAUACCAGCAUAAUGCUUUGCGAGACUAUGAUCUAAUUAUUUUGAGGUGUAUACUGCUGAUAAGUGACUGACAAGUUAAAAGGCUUAUUGUGUUUAUGAAGCUAUUAUAGGAUUGGCUUAAAACAAAAUCAGUCUUUUUGUUUCAUGUAGCAACACUGUCUAUACAAAUAAAUACCAUUAUAGUGAGUCACACUUGUACUUUGACGCUCAUUUUAAGGGCAGGUUUGGACUUCUGACUAUGCAGAAUGUGAAUCUGUGAGUGUAUCAUGGUUUGGUGGCUGCAUAGGUGUCGCAUUAUAAUAUGGAUGUCUGCAAGCAGCUGAAUAAUUUUUCACUGCAGGAAAAAAUUAAAAGAAUCCUGUUCCCUUGCAUAGGCAUGGCCUUUUACAAUUCUCAUACUGCCCCUCUCAUGAUCCAAAGCCAAAUCCUAAAUCUAACUGCAAAAUACACUAUACUAUUAAAUGCAAAAAAGUGUUCAUCGUUUCAUAGUUCAUUUUGUUAUGUCUCAGUGGAAAAAGUAACCAAAGUGUUUGUGAGGUAGUUUCAAGCUAAGUCUAAAAGUAAACCAGUAAAUAAAUAAUUAAAUAAAUGUAGUUUUAUUGAAUAGGUUGCCAGGUUGGUUUGCUAGUAGGUUGAAUAGUGUUAGUUUGCUUAACACCACAUUAAUGCUUCCUACACUUCUAUGUGUGCAAUUUCAUAUAUACAUUGUUGCGUUUAAUGUAAUUUGUUGAAUUAUGUACAAAACAGGUGAAUGGCUGGGAUAUGACCAUGGUGACCCAUGACCAUGCACGGAAAAGACUAA
Tachysurus fulvidraco (yellow catfish) is the source of this 2473-nucleotide messenger RNA. RefSeq names its product Tax1 (human T-cell leukemia virus type I) binding protein 3 (gene tax1bp3). Lineage: Eukaryota; Metazoa; Chordata; Actinopteri; Siluriformes; Bagridae. Gene Ontology annotation, molecular function: protein binding. The coding region runs from base 132 to 449 and encodes 105 amino acids. The record is from RefSeq and is a predicted model, not a curated record. Gene Ontology annotation, cellular component: postsynaptic density; adherens junction; postsynaptic membrane. The transcript is spliced from 4 exons. Gene Ontology annotation, biological process: neurotransmitter receptor transport postsynaptic membrane to endosome; neurotransmitter receptor transport, endosome to postsynaptic membrane.